AUGGUGCUGGAGGCUACUGCGCUGGCUGGCACAGGUGGCAUCAUCGUUUUAAGUCUUCACAUCUUCCUGCAUGGCCAUCACUUCCAGUCCAUUGCCUCGAUGCUCCGGGGUCUGUCAAAAUCCAGCUGUGAUGAGCCAGACUCUCUUCACAAAGCACACAGAGGCCAAGUUCAAGAGGAGUUGUGGAAGAUUCGCGCCCGAAUGUACAAGAACGCGAUCAACUUGUUUGUGCACCCUGUUGGGUUUCUGGUCGUCGCAUUCAUGUACGAUAUCGUGAUGGAUUUCUGCUUGCCGAACAUUCUCCGACUUCUCUGCCUAUGCGGAGUGUACUUAACACAUACCGCAGUGCUCAAAGGCUUCCUGAGCUUGAGUCGGCAGAACCUCACCAUCUUCUACAUCGUGUACAACGGCUCCUUCGUGCUGCUUCUGCUUGGUGGCGCUGCGAAUCGGGACAGCGAAGGGCACGCGAUGGCCGUGCAGGUGUUCAACGAUGGGAGCCGGCUGGUGAUGUCCGUGGUCUUCAUGCAUUCCUGGACGACCAUCCCCUCACAGCUUGCCAUGUCGGCAGCUGAAAGCUUGGUUUAUUGGCUCAAGAACGAGGAUCACAGAGAUGUCAUGACGUACGCGGUCGGGCAGUUCGUAUUCGCGGUGGGCAUCUGUGCGGUCUGCGCGGCUCUUGAGUUUUGGGUGAUCUCACAUGCCUCUGCGCUCUUAGAUGCAGAGUCCAUGGUGGCGAGCUUCCGUCGGAUGCUCCGAGGCGUUUCGGACGGCGAAGUGCUGCUGACCGAGAACAUGAGCAUCUGCGAGAGCACGGAGUGCCUCAAGCAUCUGCUCAUGUCACCGACGGGAUGCAAAGGUCAGAACUUUCAGCAACUCCUGAUGACAGACGAGCGGGAAGACUUCACUCGAUUCAUCAAACAGUCCACGGAGGAAAACUUGAAGCCUGAGAAGAACAAGACUACUCCGCCCUGCCUUCGGGUCUCUCUCCAGGGCACGAAUGGCAUCCGGGUAGGCGUAGACCUUUGGCACGUCCCCAUGCCUGACAUGUUUGGGAAAGAGGGCCCGCAUCACCUCAUAGCGUUGAGGGAGGAUUGGGAGACUCGCUUGCAGCCCGAUGCGCUGCCACAAGUCCAGAAGAAUCUACCGAAGGUCACCGGAGCCCCGUCAUCGACCCGAGCGCAGUCAGAGGCGAGUUUCAUGUCCCAAUCUUCGUACAACUCCCUGACGCAGAACUAUCCAGAGUUGGUGGACAUGACAUUGCUGGUCGACGGUGGGUCGCACUGGCUUGAUGUGGAGCAAGCGCACCUUCGUUUCGUGAAGCAACCAUCAGAUCCUGACGCACACAUGCCGUCCCUGCGUCGGCUUGUGCGCCCAACAGACUGGGAAUCGGUGCGAAGCAAAUUGGGCGCCUUUAUGCGAGAAUGCAGAGCCAACCAGGAGACGGAGAACCUGCACAUGAAGCUGCGCAUGAUGGACAACUCAAAGAGGACCGUGGUUGCGCACGACGUGGAGGUCUCGGCCUUCCACCCGCCACUGGUGGGAGGGAGCGAUGCGGGUGAGCCCGAUACGAAGAUAUGCUUGCAGUUCGGCAACUUUGCCUUCGACGACGCGAACAAGAAGAAGACACAGCCGAGCCUUGUUGGCAUCACGGAGUUCGAGCCGUUGGCCGACUUCAUGGAUGCCAGCCCAUAG
Molecule: messenger RNA, 1692 nt
Organism: Symbiodinium natans
Lineage: Eukaryota; Dinophyceae; Suessiales; Symbiodiniaceae
Source: the annotation of a GenBank genome assembly